Molecule: messenger RNA, 1762 nt
Organism: Beta vulgaris subsp. vulgaris (sugar beet)
Lineage: Eukaryota; Viridiplantae; Streptophyta; Magnoliopsida; Caryophyllales; Amaranthaceae
Exons: 2
Coding region: 583-1683 (366 amino acids)
Source: RefSeq, a predicted model, not a curated record
GCUUGCAAAACCUCGAAUUUCUUGAAGGUUCAUGGUACUGUGGAGCAUGCCAUGUAUUUGGUCAUUCCCAUAAUUCUUGCAAUAAAGCAGUUGUAACACCGACUCCGGCGACGUCCCAACGGAAAUCUACACAGGUCACAAACAUGGAAAUUAUAAAAGGCGGUGUUAGAAAUAAGGAAGGGGAAGUGCAGCAGAAAAGAGGACGAGGGCCACGUAGCUUAUCCCAAAAAAGGUGGACCCCUAAAAAAGUUGAAAAAGGCGGCCUAAAUAAUUCCCUUCCUAGAACUGAAAUGUCCCAUCAGGAGGAACCCAAUACACUGCAGUCAAAAAAGGAUGUCAACCCUUUUCAAUUACUAAGUUCCCUGUCAGAAGAUUUUGGAGAAAGCUCAAAGGAUCCUUCACCCCUUCUAAAGGCGAAACGUGUCUCUGAGAUGUCUCCUCCCCCAGCUACCCCACCUAGCCCCUCUCAUCCCAGCACUUUAAACCAAGCCAUUGCUAUCACCCCUGAAUUCUCACUCAAAAAUAAUCCCGUUAUUCACAAAGAUUCACAAAAAAAUAUUGCUCUCCCACAAGCUGAAAAAGAUGGACCCAAACUGGAGAGAAUUCGACCCACCAUCCCCACCACCCAUAUCUCCAUCCUUAAGCCCAUUAUCCCUGUCACCAGAAUCCCCACCAAGAAUCCACAGAGUGAGAGCGGAGGCACCGCUGAUAUUCACGAGGCCGGCGCUGCCACUAUUACCGGACACUUCUCCCCUCUUUGUAGACUACAUCAUAACCAAGACCGAGGAGGAGAUAGCCGAGAUAUCGCUAAGCGAAGUGAAGAAAUUAAUAUUGGACCCCAAGAAUGUCGAACGGAAAUACAAGGAGCUUCUCAUGUAUGUCUCCGGAGCGGGGUUCUCUCCCGCACAUCUCCCUCAGAUACACGACGUAGAGUAUCUCCCGGAAGUGACUCAGAUAUCUUUGAAGUGGAUACUAAGGAGAGGGGACGAAGCCGAAGUCGUCGACAGGGAGUUGUUGCACAACUUCGGACCGUGGCUCGACCCUCAAGCUCUCCUACCCCAUCACAGAACACAAGUGCAAGUAAGACUCCAUCCUCUAACCUUCACAGCAAGAAACAACACAAAUGCCAUUCUACUAGCCAACAUACUACCCAUGCUCAAACAGAUGAAAGUUUGGGCGAGUUGGGAAGAGGUAAAAGGAGGAAGUGGCCUACGGGAGGCCGAAGUCAUUCUCAAGCCUCAAAGAGACAUCUGGAUAUAUCCCGAGACGGAGGAGGCUGUCCUCCCAUGGCGCAUGGAGGAGAGUGCGGAACUUCGGCGACUGAAACGCCAACCUCACCUUCCAUGUAAUAUGUCAGUUAUAAUGUGGAAUGUGAGGGGAAUUAGCAGGCCCUCCUUUAAACCAAAUGCUAAGCUCUUGAUUCAUAAUCAUUCCCCUGACCUCCUUAUUCUAGUUGAAACCCAAGUUUCGCGUCAAAACACGGGCUGCAUGAUACAAGGUCUUGGGUUCGAUUCAUCUCACCUUGUUGAGCCUACCGGUCGAGUGGGGGGUAUUCUUCUCCUUUGGAAAGCGGAGAGGAUUAAACUCCAUAUCCUUGGAGAAAAUUCCCAAGGAGUAUAUGCGCUGGUUGAGGGCAUUCAAACAGGAAUUCAAGGACAUCCAGUUCACAUUCGUGAAGCGUGAGAAGAACAAGGUUGCGGAUUUUCUUGCCCGUGACUGUAGAAGAGAUGUUAGAAAUCUAAAUGUUGUUUAGGGAUUUACC